AGCUAUAAAUUUGCCAUUACCCCUGUUAUUGUGUUGAAUAAAUAAAAACAUAAAUAUAUCCUACAUUUAAUUUGCCAUCAAUUGAGAACAGGAUUGCCCUGCCAAUUACCUAUAGCAAAGCUCAAUCCUGUUUAUAGUGACUCAGAAGCAAUGGUGAUGGACUUUUUGGUGACUACAAAGGGAUCAGAAGGAGGCAAUUUCAUAACACCAUUAGGAGAAACUCCAAAUGGUAGUGUGCUUGAUUUGUCAGUCAUAGACAGUUUAGCUGUUCUUCGAUGCAAUGCUCGUACACUACACGUCUUUAAAGGAGGAAACUCUACUGUUAUUCGAGAGGCAUUUGGAAAAGCUUUGGUUCCUUAUUACCCGCUAGCAGGUCGUCUAAAAUUCUCAGCACACAAUAACCAGUUGCUUCAGAUUGAUUGUUCAGGUCAGGGAAUUUGGUUUGUUGAGGCUUCUGCUGAUUGUACUCUCCUCGAUGUCAACUACUUCGAUGAAGCUUCAGCUUUAGAUGACACUACUUUUGAUAAACUUCUACCUCAACUAACUCCACUUCCUGUUACUAAUGAUUCUUUCAUUCACCCACCACUGGUACUUGUGCAGGUAACUGAAUUUAAGUGCGGUGGAUAUGUUAUGGGACUUACUUUCUGUCACAGUAUAUGUGAUGGACUGGGUGCUGCACAGUUUUUGAAAGCAGUGGGUGAGUUUGCUAGGGGAGUUGAGAAACUGAGUGUUGCACCAGUGUGGUGCAGGGAGCUUCUCCUUCCACUUCCACAAAAAGGAGUUGCAGAAGACAACUCCUCAAUGCCACCACCACCACUCACUAUUCCAGUACCAGAUCAGCGGCUGGAGCAUGCUAGUUUCGACAUUCCCCUGGAUGAGAUCAAUCAGCUAAAACAUGAAGUGAUACAAGAGUUAAACAUGGAUCAAAAUGUGUUUUGUUCCUCUUUUGAGAUUAUAGCUGCUACUUUGUGGAGGCACCGAACCCGAGCAAUUUUGAAUAUAACAGAUGAUAAGAAGACCUCGUCGAAUACAAGCUUCAUUCCUGCAGAUGAUGCAGGUGAUGAAGAAGUGAAACUCGUGUUCUUCGCUAAUUGUCGACAACUAGUGCCGCUACCAGAAGGGUUCUAUGGGAACUGUUUCUUCCCAGUGACUGUAACGGCUUCAAACAAAGUAGUGGCGGAAGCAUCUCUUGCUGAGGUAGUGAAGCUGAUCAAAGAUGCCAAGGCUGACCUACCAGCAGAAUUUUCACAAUGGCUCAAUAACAAGACUAACAAAUCUAUGAAUGAUGAUCAAUUCAACGAUCCAUUUGCACCAGGACAAGGAGUGGGUUACAACACAUUGUUUAUCUCGGAGUGGGGACGAUUGGGUUUUAAUGAGGUUGAUUAUGGAUGGGGCAAACCUGUGCAUGUUAUACCAGUACAAGGGUCUGCUGUGAUACCUGUAGGCAUUGUUAGCAAACAGCCUUUGCCUAAAAAUGGCAUUAGGCUCAUGACUUGGUGCGUCCACAGCCACCAUCUUCAUACAUUUCUCAACAUGAUGAACAAGGAUCAUUAUGAUGCUCUAACUAAUUAAUGUCUCUCCUGCUAUGAAAAAGUGUAUUCAUUAACUUGUGUGAUUCUGUUAAUAUAUAUAAUUGUUGCCUGUGUGA
Messenger RNA from Solanum pennellii, 1648 nucleotides. RefSeq names its product acyl transferase 4. Bases 151 to 1572 code for a protein of 473 amino acids. The record is from RefSeq and is a predicted model, not a curated record. The transcript is spliced from 4 exons. Lineage: Eukaryota; Viridiplantae; Streptophyta; Magnoliopsida; Solanales; Solanaceae.